Messenger RNA from Drosophila hydei, 1577 nucleotides. It is a transcript of the gene POLDIP2, whose product is annotated as polymerase delta-interacting protein 2. Gene Ontology annotation, cellular component: mitochondrial nucleoid; nucleus. Gene Ontology annotation, biological process: error-free translesion synthesis. Gene Ontology annotation, molecular function: DNA binding. Bases 270 to 1505 code for a protein of 411 amino acids. The transcript is spliced from 4 exons. NCBI's taxonomy places the organism in Eukaryota, Metazoa, Arthropoda, Insecta, Diptera, Drosophilidae. The record is from RefSeq and is a predicted model, not a curated record.
UAUAUAUCGACUGGCUUGGAAAAGAAGUCAAAAUAAAAAAUAAAAACAAAACUAAAUAUUACAAUAACAAUGUUUCUCGAUCGACAAAAUUAAGAAAAUUACAAAAUUACUAGCACAUGUACCUACUUCAUACUUUUAUGUACUGAAACUACGUUGUAACAUCAGAAGUGGUCCCGCUAUUGAGUUGCAUAAAAGGUGGUCUAAGAUACGUUCAGGGCAAUAACGGGCUGCUGCUGCUGCACUUUACAAAAUAUUGCAAUUGACAACAAAUGGGUUUUCUGCUUCACUUCUUCAAAUUGGACAAGCGCUGGCAACUACUGCCUAAAAGUGAUAUUUUCUUCAAGCGUAGCAUAAAAAAGCAGGCAGUUAGUCCAACCAAACUCGCAGAAGUUGGGCGCUUGUUGGAGGCAAAAGAAGGCAGGUACGAUACUGGUCAACUGUUCUUGCAUCGCAUAUUUGGUUAUCGCGGAGUGAUUCUUUUCCCAUGGACGGCUCGCGUGUACGAUCGUGAUUUGCACAAUACUAGAAAGCAGACACCAACAGCCACGCCGACGCCAUGUCCCACAGAGGCUUCACCAUUUAAUUUUAAUACAGGUAAUAGCGACAACAGUGGAACGCCAGCAGCCGCACAUAGUAACGAUGCUCCCACUGCAUGGCAUGCAAAUAAGAACGCUACAGAUACGCAGGGUACCACAGCUAUGGGCACCGCAAAACCAGCUACUAACACCAGCGCGAGUAACUCUGUCGAUGCCAAAGAAGUUAAAGGUAAAACGCAAACGUUUUAUCAGGUGCUCAUCGAUACCAGGGACUGUCCAUACAUUCGCGCGCAAACCGAGGCUGUCACCUUCCUGGGUAAUCAGGACUCGAAUCGCAGCUUGUACGCUAUUCCUGGACUAGAUUACGUUGCACACGAUGACAUCAUGCCAUAUUGCUCAACCGAUAAGCACCCUUUGCAACACGAGCUCUUUGAUAAAUUUUUAUCAUAUGCUGCGGAUGCUGAACCACCGUUUGUUGGUCAAGAUACGCUUAAGGCGUGGCAGGAAAAGAAUCACCCAUGGUUAGAUAUGAGCGAUGUACACAAGGAAACAACUGAAAAUGUUCGCAUUACAGUAAUACCUUUUUAUAUGGGCUGUCGCGAAACACCUGCAUCUUCGGUUUAUUGGUGGCGAUAUUGUAUACGGUUGGAGAAUCUUGGCGAGCUUAGUGUGCAGCUACGUGAACGGCAUUGGCGCAUCUUUUCACUCUCUGGUACUCUGGAAACGGUGCGGGGACGCGGUGUUGUUGGCCAGGAGCCUAUACUGAGUCCUCGAUUACCGGCGUUUCAAUACAGUAGCCACGUAAGUUUGCAGGCGCCUAGCGGUCAUAUGUGGGGAACGUUCCGUCUAGAACGCGAAGAUGGCUAUGCGUUUGACUGUAAGAUACCACCCUUUUCUCUUGAGUCUAAACCAGAUGAUGUAAGUACGCCUCCAGUUGGGGGUGCAGCCGCUAACGACGAAGUGGAUUAAUAAAUGUUACUAGAUAAUGGUUAUUAUAACAACUCAAUAUUAUUUGACUAUUCAGGAAGUACAUGUGUUUAG